AUGAUAUAUACAUACCAAACUAUUUUACUGUUAAAAAAUAUUUUUCUUAGUUAUAAUGUGUUAAUUGAUUUAUUUUAUAGUAUUAUGGCAAUUCCUAUUGGUGAAGAUCCUUUAAAUCAAACUCCUAUUAUUGGAUAUGAUGAGGAAUAUGAAGAGGAAGUAUCACCAAUUUAUCGUCCUGAAUCACUUUCAUCGAUAUGUAAAAUGACAAAAUUUUCACCUCGUGAAAUACGUGUUAUAUAUCGAGCAUUCAAACAAGGAUGUCCAACAGGGGUCGUAAAUUUAAAAGAAUUUCAAAAUAUAUAUGCUCAAUUUUUUCCUCGUAGUAAUUCUCAAAAAUAUGCUGAAUUUGUAUUUAAAACUUUUGAUAAAGAUAAAGAUGAAUGUUUAAGUUUUGAGGAUUUUGUAAAAGGACUAUCAAUGAUUUCAAGAGGAAGUCCUGAAGAAAAAUUAUCUUGGAUAUUUGAUCUCUAUGAUAUACGUAAAAAAAAUUGUAUAUCACCUUCUGAUAUGUUAACUGUUGUACAUUCUAUUUAUGAGUUACUUGGUACUAGUUAUUUUCCACCAAUAAGUAAAACAAGUGUUAUUGAUCAAGUAAUUGAUGCUUUUAAUAAGGAAAUAAUCAAACAAUUACAAAAGAUCAAUUUAUAUCAAAAUGUCUUAAAAAUCCUGAGAUACUAA
This is a messenger RNA of Strongyloides ratti, 681 nucleotides long. Its product is annotated as EF-hand domain and EF-hand domain pair-containing protein. The record is from RefSeq and is a predicted model, not a curated record. Bases 1 to 681 code for a protein of 226 amino acids. Gene Ontology annotation, molecular function: calcium ion binding. NCBI's taxonomy places the organism in Eukaryota, Metazoa, Nematoda, Chromadorea, Rhabditida, Strongyloididae. The transcript is spliced from 5 exons.